Messenger RNA from Porites evermanni, 2209 nucleotides. The record is from the annotation of a GenBank genome assembly. Lineage: Eukaryota; Metazoa; Cnidaria; Anthozoa; Scleractinia; Poritidae.
AUGCUUGUAGCACGUACAAGACGUCUUAACACUGAUCUUUUAAGGAGAAACACAUUUCAAAAGAACCAAGUGAUAAGAACUUCCACUCUCCAGGGACCUGUAGCACCAAGUAGUGCAACUGAAAAGUUGCCUUUACCAAGACUCCCCAAAGUUGUAUCAUCAAACAAUCAGUCAUCAUCAAAUGGUCGUACUAGAAAUCUUCUGUGUUCCAAUUCUACAACUGGAACAAGUAGUAGGGUUCAAUCUGCUCUCAAUAAGGACUCAAAUGUACGGCAGACUUCAAUCAAUUAUCAGCCUGUUGGGGUUCCUGUGGCAGAUGUGGCUCCUGUUAUAGAAAUCCCAACUACUGGGGGACCUGUAACAGAAAAUGAAGGACAAAUCACAGGUAGCCCAGGUAGAGAUACUGGUGUUGGACACAGUCACACCACCAAUGAGAAGUCUAGUAAUGAAGAUGCAGUGGAAAGCGUGAUUGAUAUUCCAAUGGAUGAUGGGGAUUUUGGUGAUGCAGGCUAUUCUAGCCCUGAGAGAACUCCUGUUAUAGUAAUCAAUGAUGAAAGUAGCAAUGAUCAAGAAGUGUCAGCUGAGAAAGAACAUAGUUUAUCUGACUCUAAUUCCCGUGAAAAUGAGAUACACUUGCAAUCACCAAAACGGAAAGGGUAAGACAGUAGGAAUAAAUUCUUGUACUUCUGUAACGAUGUGUGGUUUUCUGCUGGCUGAGGAGCGAAUGAAGUAGAAAUGUCUUUUUCACUCAUGGCUCGGAGUAUGGGUUCAAGUGUACAUACAGUUGUUUUUAAUGCCAUCUGCUGUUGCCUGACCUGCCCAGCUACCUAUCCACUGUUCGUGUGUUUUUUUUUCCUUGUUUUAGUUUUAAUAUUUGUGAACUGAACCACCAUAUUUGGCAUGGCUGACUUGACAAAAAUGGUGAAAUUUGAGAUACUUGUACUAGAGUACUACAUAAUAGAGAGAAGUCCUUAACGUCACAUUGCCAUGGUAGCAAAAUUUCUGGAUGACAACAAACCCAAAAAAGUCACUUACAAAGUGACUUUGCACUGUUUCUGGCUUAUCAAUCUUAUUCAGGUUCAAUUAAUUUGUCAAAUGUUGGCUAAAUUUGCUGGGGUUAAAUCCAAAAGGACCAUAUUUAAGUUUAGAAAAAGAAAAGAAAAUUGUGUUGCGUUCACCUUCUUUAUAAAGUGGGUGCAUGAAAUUAGGAAGUUUCACAUCAGUUGUGCAAUGACGGCUAAGAAAUGGAGAAAAAGCGUGAUACAAAGUUGAUGUUUUGCUAUGUAAACUUAUCGCUUUUGUCCUUCUCAUUGCUGUCACCAUUGUUGUUGCUUAACGUCCCUUUUGUUGUGAUCCAAAAUUUUGGUACCGUGGUAAUGUGAUGUCAUACUUUUCCUCUCUAUUACCAGACUGUUGUUGUGCAAAAUCUUUGUGAUUAUGUUUGCAGAGUUCAUCCCCGUAGGAGAGUCCCUCAAGGAGACACUAGGUGAGGUGAUGAAACAAAAAUGGUUAUACCAUUAUGAUAAAAAAAACCCUGAACAUGCAGGCCUGAAUUUUACAAAUUAUUUACCGAGAUUUCUUAGCAUUAGGCAAAGGCCUUUACUGUGUACCUUUUAGUUUUAUCGCAAAUUAUAUUAAAAUCUUUGCUAUUUUUAUAGUUGCGGGCAACAAGAGGAGGCCACAAUCCUAAUCUCCGGGUUGUUAUUGCGCAUGUGUCACAUGUAUGUAGCCAGCAUUAGUUUGCACUUCCACUACAAAUGAAUGGAAUGCACUGAACACAAUUUAAUCACACGUGUUUUGACCUUUUAUCACGUGAAACUUGCACAGAGUACAGCAUUGGAGCAAAAGCAUUUUGGCCUUCAACCAUUGUCACCCGCACUCCAUAACCUUUGGCUAUUACUAGUAUAUUAAUGUCUUCUUAGACACAAAAAACCUACAAAGUUAAUGCCAUUUUUAAUAUUAUUUCUUGGUUGAAUAGAGAAUAUAAAAAGUAAUAUAUAUUUUUUCAUAAUGCUUAUAACCUUAAGGAUACCACUUGAUAUUAACAAUACAUUUAUUUCAAUUUGUUGUGAUAUUUUAUUUUUUGACCCUGAUUAUUUUCUUUUCCAGCCAAUCAGAGGUGGCUGUUUCGACUGCCAAGCAAGUUCCAAAGUGUACCUAUCAGGAAGUUGAAAUGGACGUUAUGUAUGCAUCAGAUACACUAACUCCA